This is a messenger RNA of Thunnus maccoyii (southern bluefin tuna), 3378 nucleotides long. It is a transcript of the gene raver1, whose product is annotated as ribonucleoprotein, PTB-binding 1. The transcript is spliced from 15 exons. The record is from RefSeq and is a predicted model, not a curated record. The coding region runs from base 56 to 2329 and encodes 757 amino acids. Lineage: Eukaryota; Metazoa; Chordata; Actinopteri; Scombriformes; Scombridae. Gene Ontology annotation, molecular function: RNA binding.
ACUGCUCAAAUCGGACCGAGUUCCCAGACCGAAAAAACUUCCACCAAACUGAGUGAUGGCGGCCGUCGUGUCUGUUAGCACAGCUGCCAGAGAUGAAAGCACAGACACAGGGCUCAGUUUCGCCUCUCGCCCGCUUCAUGAAAAUUACGACCUCGCCGCGGAUCAUGAAAACUGGAGAACCGGAGACCGCCGGCACCCUGAACUCGAACCCGGCGAAGAGGACGCGACACCGGGACGCGAGUGUCAGCGGAGGGUCGACGAAGACUUGACAUCACUGAGCCCCGACGAGAUCGAGAGCCGCUUGGAGAGAACUCGCCGGGAGUUUUACAACCGUAGAAAAAUCAUCAUGAAAAAUCUGCCCUCCGACGUUAGCAAUCAGGAGGUCCAUGAGCUGUUGGGCAACUAUGACUUGAAGUACUGCUUUGUCGACAAAUACAAGGGCACAGCAUUUGUGACACUGCUCAAUGGGGAGCAGGCACAGUGUGCCAUCAAAGAGUUCCACCAGCAUGUGCUACGGGACCGGGAGAUCUCUGUGCAGCUGCAGCCGACAGACGCUCUACUGUGCAUCGCCAACUUGCCCCGCGCUUUCACCCAGCAGCAGUUUGAGGAGUUGGUGCGACCCUUUGGAAACCUGGAACGCUGCUUUCUGGUAUACAGCGCCUCUACCGGGCAUUCCAAGGGCUACGGCUUUGUGGAGUACAUGAAGAAAGACUCGGCGGCCAGGGCCAAGUCAGAGCUCUUGGGGAAGCAGCUGGGCUCCCGCAUGCUGUACGUCCACUGGACAGAGGUGGGCUCGCUCACAUACCCGCUGCUGCACUCCAAAUGUCUGUGUGUGGACCGCCUGCCCCCGAGCCUGCUGACUGCCCAAGACCUCCGCAACGCACUGGCUGACACCCAUGCACCAGUCUUCUGCCAGUUGGCUCAGGGACAAGAUGGAAGUUUCCGGCGCUUUGCGGUUUUGGAGUUCGCCACGGCCGAGAUGGCCGAGGAGGCACAGCGACUCACUGACGGCAGGCUGCUGGGUGGGACACACAUCAGGAUGUCCUUCUGUGCUCCUGGCCCUCCCGGAAGAAGCAUGUUAGCCGCUCUGAUUGCUGCUCAAACCACGGCUGUGAACAGGGGUAAAGGUCUCCUCCCUGAUCCCACAGCCAUGCAGAUACUCACAGGCCUAAAUAACCCCGCCACCCUCAAAAUGCUGCUGAACCCGCUCUCACAGGGACACAAACAAGGCCUUCUCGGGGCAGCCCCUACGAUGCCGCUGCUGGCCAACCCCGCCCUCUCCGCUGCCUUGCUCCAGUUGCUCCUUCAGAACCAGGCCAAGGCCCAGCAGCAUGCCUUUCUGGGAAAUCAUCUUCUGUGGGCUCAGGUGCUACACAAUAAAGAAACCCCUCUAGUGCCUUGUGCAGGACUCAUUGGGGAGAAUCCUCUGGCUGCUCUGCCUGUCCAGCAGGGAGUCCAUCUGCUCGGAGACCUGCCCCAAGGCGGUGUUGUCCCAGGUCUAGGUCUUCAGGCAGAUCCUCUGGCCCCCCUAAAGCCAAUGCCACUUGGCAGAGCCCUGGCAAGGGAGCAGGAGUCUCCCACUGCAGCGUGCACCUUCCCCCAGACUUCCUCUCCCACUCUGCAGGGCAUCUCCAUGCCUCUGAUGGGUGGCAUGAUUGGGGCAGAUGGCCUCACAGCACAAGGGGUAUCCAUACUAGGAGAUCCUCCCAAAGAGGUGAAUCUUCCCCAGAACGCCUUUCUCAAUGUCAGCAAUGUUUUUCCUUCAGGAGGAAACUGCAGACCUCACCCCUAUAGGAAGAGGCCUACACUAAGCAACGUGUCCAACCAGCACUCACACCAGAGCAUACAGCCAAAUUACAACCUGCGCUACCAGGAGUCCUACAGCCCAGAGUACCCUCCUGUACACCAGGAUCCCUUGACCCACUUGUAUGAACAGCAGGAGAACCUUGAUACCGGGGCCCUGGCAGGAUUCGGACAGCAGCUCUCUCGUCACCCCGAGUACAGUGAGCGGUUUUCCCACUACAGUUACCCUCCCAGCCCUCCCCUGUCCUCAUAUUUCAGCUCAGGGCCUGAGACCCCCAGUAACGGUAGCCUCCCUUCCACCCAGCUCAACAGGGCUGUGGGAAUGCCUCCUGUUAGCCACACCACUAACUACCCUCCAGGCCUGGGGAACGCCGUGAGGACUCCCAUCGGUAGCCACAAGCGUGUCUUCUCCCGUCUGAUCCCGUCUCCAGAGCCAAGCCCCGAGGGCGGGUACGUUGGCCAGCACUCCCAAGGCCUCGGUGGCCAUUACGCAGACUCCUACCUUAAGCGCAAGCGUAUAUUCUAAAUACAGCUGAGUGCUUCUUGCUGUAUGAGUAGCCAUUCAACAGCCAGGACACAAUGGAAGCUCCUCCGGUCUCCCUUAGUGAACUCUUAACUUGGCAGUCCUUGGAUUUGUCUCCUGUGUACUCCUGUGAGUGACCCCUGGAGGGCGCUGAGGAGUGCGGCCUGUUUGUAUCUGGACAGUUGUCACUCCAUGGGAAUUCUUGGUGGUUGUUUUUUUUUUUUUUUUUUUAAUUUUUUUUCUGUUUGUGUGUGUGUAUAUAUGAUUUUAGUGUGUUGGUAAAUUAAGUUUUUACCCUUUUUUUUUUCUUUUUUUUUUCUUUUAAUUUGCCUUUAAUUUCUUGUUGAAAAACAUGUACAGUGACGAAAAAAAAAAUCAGUUAAUUAGCUAAUGAAGUCUUUACUCCAAAGCAUUUUUUUAUUCCUGUGUUGAGUGUGGUGUGUCAGCAGAGCUACAGAUAGUUUGGCCAGUUUUCAAUGGCAGUCAUAGGCUGCUUUUUAUGAUGUUUGACAUCUCACUAAAGUGAUGCUGUCCACAAUUUCAGGCAAAGGGACUUGCAUAGUAUAAAAACAAGCUUUAUUUCAAAGGCUCUACACUUUUUUUUGAUAGCCUUCCUUAUUCCAUGUAAAAAGUUCAGUAGUUUGUUAAAUGAUAUGGUGUUCUUUGUGUUGUUGUGGUGUUUUCGUUCCCCUUCCCUCCCACAGGGUUGUAUAUUUUGCUGUAUGCCUCUUCUUUCUCGCUGUGAUUCAGGCCUCUCCUCACUGGUUAACAUUCAGCUUUCCAUCCACCAAUGACAGCUGUGUGUACCUGCCUGUGUAUUACGAAGGUGAACCUUUUUACCAAAACCAUUCUGGCAUAUUUUUUCUCAAGCCUAACUUUUCCACGUUGUUCGUCUUUUGAUCCACACCCUCCAACUUGUUCGCGGAGUCUGUUGUCUUCACUGGUUGUCGAGUGACUUCACUCUGAGGGUGCAGGUCAUGAUCCUAAUCUGUUCUCAGCUUUAUAAGAUGCCUUUUUUUUUUUUUUUUUUUUUCUUUUUUUCUCUCUCUCUC